UCUGGGAUCAUGACUUGAGCCACCCAGGCAUCCCAUGAUGUACAUUUUUUGAGUAGUGGCCUAUAGAAAUGGAUUCCUCCUCUCAGCAGUGUGUUGGUUUGAAGAACCAUUUGGUUAUGUCAUAUUUUAACUGUUUUGAUGGGCAACUGGAUCUAAUUUUGAGGAUUUCACUAGAAUAUUGUUUGGAGAAAGUAUCAUGGAAGUUCUGCGCCCACAGCUUGUAAGAAUUGGUGGACGGAUUUACAGAAAAAAUCCCAUCCAAGAACAGACUUAUCAACAUGAAGAAGAUGAUGAAGACUUCUAUCAAGGCUUUGUGGAGUGUGCAGAGGAGCCCUGUGAUGCCUACGAGGUGGUGCCGACCCAACAAGGUUUCCGGUGUACCGUGAAGGCCCCCAGUUUGCUCUACAAGCACAUAGUUGGCAAAAGAGGGGACACUAGGAAGAAACUAGAAGUGGAAACCAAAACCUCUAUUAGCAUUCCUAAGCCUGGACAAGAAGGAGAAAUUGUAAUCACUGGCCAGCAUCGAAGUGGUGUAAUUUCAGCUCGAACUCGGAUUGAUGUUCUUUUGCUCACUUUUAGAAGAAAGCAACCCUUCACUCACUUCCUUGCCUUUUUCCUCAAUGAAGUUGAGGUUCAGGAGCGAUUCCUGAAGUUCCAGGAGGAAGUACUGGAGAAGUGCUCCAUGGAUCAUGGGGUUGAUAGCACCAUUUUCCAGAAUCCCAAAAAGCUUCACCUAACCAUUGGAAUGUUGGUGCUUUUGAGUGAGCAAGAGAUCCAGCAGACAUGUGAGAUGCUACAGCAGUGUAAAGAGGAAUUCAUUGAUGGCAUUUCUGGGGGGAAACCCCUAGAAGUAGAGAUGGCAGGCAUAGAAUACAUGAACGAUGAUCCUGGCAUGGUGGAUGUUCUUUAUGCCAAAGUCCAUAUGAAAGAUGGCUCCAACAGGCUGCAGGAAUUAGUCGAUCGAGUGCUGGAACGUUUUCAGGCAUCUGGACUAAUAGUGAAAGAGUGGAAUAGUGUGAAACUCCAUGCGACAGUGAUGAACACUCUAUUCAGGAAGGACCCCAAUGCUGAAGGCAGGUACAAUCUCUACACAGCAGAUGGCAAAUACAUCUUCAAGGAAAGAGAAUCAUUUGAUGGGCGAAACAUUUUAAAGCUGUUUGAGAACUUCUACUUUGGUACCCUGAAGCUUAAUUCAAUUCACAUCUCUCAGAGGUUCACAGUAGACAGCUUUGGAAACUACGCCUCCUGUGGGCAAAUUGACUUCUCCUGAGGUGGAUCUUGGGAAGCGCUAGAAGUUGAACAUCCUCACAAGGGUCUACCUUUCUUGCUGAAGUUCUUCUCUGGAAAUGUACGUCUCAAGCCCAUUGGAGCUGAGAUUCACGUUAUUUCUUAUACACCUACUGAUUUUGCUCCAGCCAUUAAAGUUUCAUAUUAAUACUUUAAAAGAGAAUUAAAGAUGUGGUUUUGUUACUCUCUCCACCUAAA
Messenger RNA from Callorhinus ursinus (northern fur seal), 1485 nucleotides. The record is from RefSeq and is a predicted model, not a curated record. NCBI's taxonomy places the organism in Eukaryota, Metazoa, Chordata, Mammalia, Carnivora, Otariidae.